Messenger RNA from Orbicella faveolata, 2556 nucleotides. RefSeq lists its product as uncharacterized. NCBI's taxonomy places the organism in Eukaryota, Metazoa, Cnidaria, Anthozoa, Scleractinia, Merulinidae. The record is from RefSeq and is a predicted model, not a curated record.
AUAUUAUUAUUAAAUCCCUGGCCUUCUGUCUCUUUUCCCUCUUUGUCCUCUGCUAUUUAGAUAUAUCAUACUGUCACAUCAUAUCUCUGUGAAUUUUCUGAGACCCUGGAACAGGCUACAGACUUGCUGAGGAUUUAAGAAUGAUGUUUCUACUUCCAAUUCCUCUUCCAAAGUUCUUGAAGUACUUUGCCCAGGCUUUGUCCUUGGACUGGUCACAAAAGGAAUCUUAUCCAUCAGACACAAACAGACAAGUGGGACAACUGACAUGGCUUGAAAUGUUCAUCAUCUUUACAAAUUUCUGUCAGGAACACACAGGAAUCCCAGCCUGAUUUUCAGACAGUCCGAGGUCACUCGCUGUCACUCCCUUCCCUCGGUGAUAGUAAUCAACCUGAGACUGUCUGAGAAUCAGGCGAACAGGAACCCUUGUGAGAGAAGUUGCCCUGGCUGAGGUGACCUGUGGUUAGAUAUAAAUGCGCUGAGAGUAACAGCAGAAAGUUGUUUUGCAUGUGCUGGCCUUUCCCGUAAUUGCACACUGAUAAGACAACUAACCGAAAAGAAAUGGAACCCACGACCCUCCCCACCCUCCAUUUAUGAAGUGGUCACACAAUGACCGUAACAAACUUGGUAACAAAAUGGUGGACGAUACGAUUGAAGUAAACAGAGGGGAAUCUUACUUAGGAGAUGGAGGCACACUAGACAAGUCAAACGAAUUGUACGAAAGAAACGCCUUGGGAAACAUUGCUUCACAGUUAUAUCCCGGGUAUGGAGAAUUUUUCGCCAUCCCGCGGGAAGCAAACCAUCAAUUCUACGAACUGUUGUCGGCGUUUGUAAAACACAAUCGCGAUAACUUCGAAUACGUUGGAAGUUUACGCAAAAAUGGAGGGAUCUUAACAGCUGGAACCACUGAUUUAUUGCACAUUUUGAGACCGCAUUUGCACAGUAGUUCAAAGAAGAACGUAGAUAGAUACCUUAUUGCACUGAAGCCGCCUUUUACGCGCCGAGUGAACGAGUUUUUGGUUGAUGAAUUUGUGGGACGUCCAGAAGGCAAACUCUUCAGCUGGAUUGAUCUAGGGACAACUCAGAUUGAGUACGUAGACCCUGUUAAACUUUCCGCAAGAAUAAGCAAGUUGAGAGUUGAUCAAGAGUUGCCACGACUUUCUGGAAAAACUUCCAUUUAUGUUGUAUGCAAGGUUUUGUACUCUGAGAGACUUUAUUACUAUCCGUCAAGAGAAUACUCUUCAUCUGUGUGGCUUGGCAAAGACAAAACAUCAUUGGAGAAUCAAAUAAAACUUUGUACAAAGUCUUUGGACAGAUGUUGUAUCAGUUUAGAUACAAGAGAUGCAAGAGCAUUUAGUGUUUGCUGCAUUCCACUGAACAAGGAUGGGACUCUUGGUACACCUAGAUACGAUGUCAAGCUGAUAUCACCAAAUCCCUACAGAACAAAUUACAACCCUGGAACAUUUUAUGCUCAAGAACUGGACUUUGAGUUUGUUGGCUGGUUAACAUCACAAGUGCGAGGGAUGAGAACAAAGCAUUUUUGGCAACCUGCUUUGCGAAAGUUGUUUAGUUUCCCUACCCCAGAUGACAGGAAGGCAGCAUUGCAAUUCUUGUUGAAAACUAUGAAGAAAUUUCAGACAGAAGAGAAGAGUGAGAUUCAACUGGUUGAUUUAUCUUUUGUGAUUUCAAACCCUCCUCCGUGUCUAAUAUCCAGUUCAUCUAUCUUAGCCUCGUUUCUGAGAGGGGCUGGUAUUAUACUGGUACCACCACAAGAAGCAGAUGAUGGUGAUAAAUAUGAGGAACAAAUUGUAUUUCAACCUGAAAACUGCCAAGAAAGUUUGCGGAUUUUAGAAGCACUUUUCACAGUUCUUGUUAAAGGUGUGAUAACAGAGCAACAGGGGAGAAGUGUAUCCCAGCUUCUUGCUACAGAAGUUGUCUGUCUUCAAGAACUGUUUUACACGCAGAUGGGCUGUAUAUGUUCUCCAUGGAAAAGUCUAGAUCCUCGUGAAAUACCUUUGUUGGAGUUGUGGAAAAAUCCAUCACGGACGAGAAGUUAUCUGGAAAGUCUGGGACUCAAGGAAAAUCUCCAAGGAAACCAAAUGGUCGUUAUCUGCCCUGACAACUGCCAGCUUUUGAAUAUUUUGGCGCUAUUCUUUGGAAACAUUGACUGACGCAGCGAAAUGCAAUAAUGCUUGCUUGGAAAUUGUAAUUGCUCACAGCAUAAAUUUCUCUUGGGAGGCAAAUGUGUGCAUCUUUGUUUCCAUACCUACCUUAGAACCGAGGUCAGAACCAGUCCUGUUACAACUUGGAUACGGCUGAUGUUACCUCAUUUUCGGCACAUUUUCAAGACAUUUUAUUUAUUUAAUGUUAGCAUUGAAAACAGAGGCCUAUAUCAUCACCUGGCGAACUUUUUCCCUUCUCUUCUCCACGGAAAUUGUGCAUGUCUAUUUCAGUCUGGUUAUACGCCUCAAGUGAAACAAGAUGCCUUUUUACAUAAUCAAUAUUUGAAUAGCUUUAUUGUUUAAAUUUUUGCGACAAUAAAAGCGACAAUAUAAUUUC